Molecule: messenger RNA, 722 nt
Organism: Mesocricetus auratus (golden hamster)
Lineage: Eukaryota; Metazoa; Chordata; Mammalia; Rodentia; Cricetidae
Gene: CUNH15orf61
Product: chromosome unknown C15orf61 homolog
Exons: 3
Coding region: 76-678 (200 amino acids)
Source: RefSeq, a predicted model, not a curated record
UACGCACUCCAGGCGGCCCCGCCCCCAGAGGCGCGUCCCCAGGGGCCCGGGGCCUACUCCUUGGCGCGCCGGGCCAUGGAGGCCCUGCGGAGGGCCCACGAGGCCGUGCUGUGGCUGUUGCUGUGCAGGCCCUGGGCCUUGGGCGCCGCCUCCCGCCCGAAACCCCGCGCCUCGGAGGUGCUGACGCUGCACCUGCUGCAGCGGCGCCUGCCGCACUGGACUUCCUUCUGCGUGCCUUACAGCGCGGUCCACAACGACCAGUUCGGCCUGUCCCACUUCAACUGGCCCGUACCUGGCGCCAACUACCACGUCCUGCGCACCGGAUGCUUCCCCUUCAUCAAGUACCACUGCUCCAAGGCGCCUUGGCAGGACCUGGCCCCGCAGAACAGCUUCUUCACGGCGCUCAAGGUCAUCAACCUGGGAGCGCCUUGGGCAGCGAGGAGCGAAUCAGGAAACGCCCCCACUUGGACAGUGGCUCUGAAGUUGCUUAGCAGGAGUCAUUCCCGCGCUCAUCACUGGAGGACAAAAACUAGGCGACUUUUAAAGUUUCUUUGUCUUCUUUAUGUGAAAUCUCAGUAUUCCAACUUUGUUAUAUGGACUUGGCUCCUGGUUAUUUGCCAGAGUCACAGAGACUGUUCAUACCAGUUACGGACCAAUAACAAUCUAUUUUCUAAAUAAAGAAGAUGAAGGUGCCAUGUAUUGAUAGUGUGCACUGGAAAAUA